Molecule: messenger RNA, 1317 nt
Organism: Poecile atricapillus (Black-capped chickadee)
Lineage: Eukaryota; Metazoa; Chordata; Aves; Passeriformes; Paridae
Product: PHD finger protein 7-like
Cellular component (GO): nucleus
Source: RefSeq, a predicted model, not a curated record
AUGGCAGCGCUGGGGCCGCUCCUACCCCGGGGCCGCCGGCAGGAGCCACGGCUGGGACGUGCCGACAGACCAGCACUGCUUGGACGUCUUCACAUGCAUCUGAGCCACCUGUGUGAGUCUGAGUCAGGCACCUGCAGCGACAAACGGGAGAAAUACAGGCUCUGUUCCCGAGUGCUCUGCCUGCACUGCUGCGUCUGUGGCCAGAGCGGGGCCACCAUCAUGUGCUGCAAGGAAGGCUGCGACAGAUGGUUCCACCUGCCCUGUGCCAAGGAGGGCGGCUGUGUUACACAGUACAUUGCCCCAUACAGGUCCUUCUGCCCUGAGCACCGUCCAGUGCAGAUCGUGCAGGUGACUCCAGAGCCAGGCACCGAAUGCCCCAUCUGCAUGGAGCCAGUGGAGGACAGGAAGACGUUCAACACCAUAGUGUGCCCGACGUGCAAAAGAGCCUGGUUCCACAGGGACUGCCUCCAGGUGGGAGCCAUCCCUCAGGCCUGGGACACAGCAGGUGCUCAGCAGCACCAGGGCUGGCUCACACAGCUUCUGUUUGCCCUGCAGGGACAGGCCAUGCGCGCUGGUCUUUUGUCCUUCCGCUGCCCCCUCUGCAGAGAUGAUGAGGAAUUCCUUGUCGAAAUGUUCCGCGUGGGCAUCCGAACCCCCGUCAGAGAGCCAACAUGGGAGGACAACAACGCCUUUGCGGAUCUAGGAGAGAGGCACAGCAGGUGCAAUGCCAGGGAAUGCCUUUACCCAGGAGGCAGGGAGGAGGCAGAGGAAGAGGGGCCCUGGGAGCUGCUCCUGUGCUCCUCCUGUGCUGCUGAGGGCACCCACAGGCGCUGCUCGGGCCUGAGAGUGAGGAGAACCCACUGGGAGUGUGAGAGCUGUGCUGGUCUCGGCACGGCCGCCAGAGAUGAGCCGGAGCUCAAUGGCCCCAGCCUGACCAGACAGUCAGGACUGGAAUCUUCUCGGCGCCUCUCAGAAUCUGAGGCCAUCAGCCCCACCAGCAGCCCAGUGUCAUCGGAGCAGCAGGAGAACAUCAAGGACAGAGAGGCCCAGGCAAAGGCAGACACCAUCGCGGGCAGCCCCCAGACUCAGCCGAUCCCGCCAGGAAGCUCAGGCCCAGAGUCCACCUGCCCGGUCGAGGAGUCGCCGAGACAGGAGCAGCAGCACAACAUCGAGGGCAGAGAGGCCCAGGCGAAGGGAGACACCAUCGCAGGCAGCCCCCAGACGCAGCCGCUCCCGCCUGCCACGUCAAGUCUCGAAUGGACCUGUCCAGUCCAGCGGUCUCCAGGACAGGAACAGGAGGACAGCAGCAAGUGCUGA